AUGGACUUAAGCAUUACGCGUUCGGCUGAACCUAGUAGCAUUCCACUGUGCAAGGUCUCCAAUAAUCUUGCGAUUAGCCAGCUUCCCAGGAGGAAAAUUGUUGCCCUUUCCCUGCUUCACUCUUCUCUCCAGGCACUGCUUCUUGUUUCCUUGGCUCCUUCUCUUUCAUCAGUGGAAGUCACAACAAGUCCAAAUUUAUCUGUUCAUAUAGAUGGCCAUAAUGACAUUUUCACGUGUGAUAUUUGUGCUCAUGAAAAAUCUACAAGUACUGACAUGUUCAAAAUUUUGGGCUGCAAUCAUUCUUAUUGCAAAAAUUGCAUGGCUAACUAUAUAGCCUCAAAACUCCAAGAGAACAUCUCUCGAAUAUCGUGCCCCAUUAUGGAGUGUAACACGCAAUUAGAACCGCAUAAUUGUCAUUUGAUUUUGCCUAAUGAUGUGUUCGAUAAGUGGGGAGACACGUUGUGUGAGUUGAUGAUUUUGGUGUCCGAGAAAUUUUAUUGUCCGUUUAAGGAUUGUUCCGCGCUUUUAAUUGAUGAAUGCCCGGGCGAAAAUAUGGUUAUUACUCAAUCGGAAUGCCCGGAAUGUAGAAGGUUGUUUUGUGCAAAGUGUAAAGUUCCUUGGCAUUCAGGAUUUGUGUGUGAAGAAUUUGAGAAGUUGAACAAAGAUGAAAGGGAAAUAGAAGGUAUACAACUUAUGCAACUUGCUAAGAAUCAAGAAUGGCAAAGAUGUCCAAGUUGUAGGACGUAUGUUGGGAGAUCAGAAGGUUGUGCACAAAUGAGAUGCAGGUGUGGAUGUGACUUUUGUUACAAAUGUGGGGCACACUCAAGUGAUCACUACUGCAAUAGUUGUGGUACUUAAAAGACAUUUACUGUACUUUUAAGAGUUUUUUUUUU
Molecule: messenger RNA, 893 nt
Organism: Lycium ferocissimum
Lineage: Eukaryota; Viridiplantae; Streptophyta; Magnoliopsida; Solanales; Solanaceae
Product: E3 ubiquitin-protein ligase RSL1-like
Exons: 4
Coding region: 1-858 (285 amino acids)
Biological process (GO): ubiquitin-dependent protein catabolic process; positive regulation of proteasomal ubiquitin-dependent protein catabolic process; protein polyubiquitination
Cellular component (GO): cytoplasm; ubiquitin ligase complex
Molecular function (GO): ubiquitin conjugating enzyme binding; ubiquitin protein ligase activity; zinc ion binding
Source: RefSeq, a predicted model, not a curated record